AUGGAGAGGUCUGUGACGCCGGAUUAUGCUGCCGUACCUGCCGUACCUGCAGCGAGUGUUGCUGGCCCAGCCCCUCGCGCCGCUCCUACGAAGCGCGCUGGUGCGGACUCUAAUGUUGAUGUUGCUGCUGGUGCUGGUCCUGCUGGUGCUGGUCCUAUUGGUGCUGGUCCUGCUGCUGCUGGUCCUGCUGGUGCUGGUCCUGAUGGUGCUGGUCCUGCUGCUGGUGUUCCUGCCGCUCCCCUGCCGUUGCCUGCCCCUGCCCACGUCGGCGUCUCCGUCAUGGAGCUCGGAGUGAAAGGACUUGUACCACCAGCUUCGGGAGUCCCCUUGGUCACUCCUAUAGAUGAGGAAGGAUUAAGUAAUAUUUCAGAGGAAACGGAAGAGGAUCAACCUGCUGUGUCAGAUUCAUCCGAUUAUCAAGUUUUGGUUCGAUUGCUUCGGGAUCAUUUGGAGAAGAGUUUCAACCCGCAGCACUCGGUCGCCUCCUCUCAGUUUUGUUUCGUUGUCAAAAACAAGUAA
Molecule: messenger RNA, 519 nt
Organism: Macrobrachium nipponense
Lineage: Eukaryota; Metazoa; Arthropoda; Malacostraca; Decapoda; Palaemonidae
Product: mitogen-activated protein kinase 7-like
Exons: 2
Coding region: 1-519 (172 amino acids)
Source: RefSeq, a predicted model, not a curated record